CAACCAACCCUCCUUCCUCUUUCUGCUCCGUGGGCCCUCUUUCUUGUCUUUCUCUCUCACACACACACGUACACAUAGUUGUUGCAGCUUGACAUCAUUAUAGCCUUGUGUAGCUUUUAUGCAAAUUCCAUUCCUAAACAGCCUUUCAUUAUUUCAAAGAACCCAACUUUGAAUGUCAUCUUUUCCUUAAUUUCUGCUUAAGGGUGCAAGACCAAAGAUUUGCCUUUUGCUUUUACUUGCAUCUCUGAAAGGAAUUUCUAGUGUUGACCCUGAAAUAUUUUGUCUCAGGUUUGAGUUGGGUGAGUUCAAGAACCAGUUCAAUUAGCAAAAAAGCUUGAAUCUUUGUUUGUAUUUUCGUUGACCCUUUUGAGUUUGAGGGUAGAAUGGAGACACAAAAUGGUAGCAAGUCAAAGAUAGAUGAUUAUGAAGUGAUAGAGCAAAUUGGAAGAGGAGCUUUUGGUGCAGCAUUUCUUGUUCUUCAUAUAACUGAGCAGAAGAAAUAUGUUCUGAAGAAGAUACCUUUAGCAAAGCAGUCAGAGAAGUUCAAGCGUACUGCACAUCAAGAGAUGAAUCUGAUAGCUAAGCUAAGCCAUCCAUAUAUUGUGGAGUACAAGGAUGCUUGGGUCGACAAGGGGAACUCUAUAUGCAUCGUUACCAACUAUUGUGAAGGUGGAGAUAUGGCAAAGAUCAUAAGGAAGUCAAGAGGAGCUCUCUUCCCAGAAGAGAAACUCUGCAAAUGGCUGACUCAGCUAUUACUGGCGGUGGAUUAUCUGCAUUCCAACCGUGUUCUACACAGAGACGUGAAGUUAUCUAACAUUUUUAUCACAAAGGACAAUGACAUCCGGCUAGGUGAUUUUGGAUUAGCAAAACUUCUAGAUGGAGAAGGCCUUGCUUCCUCAGUUGUUGGUACUCCAAACUAUAUGUGCCCUGAGCUCCUUGCUGAUAUACCAUAUGGCUACAAAUCCGACAUAUGGUCUCUUGGAUGCUGCAUGUUUGAGAUUGCCGCACACCAAGCACCAUUUAGAGCUCCAGACAUGACUGGACUUAUCAAUAAAAUAAACAGGGGUACUUUAUCGCCACUUCCAAUUAUAUACUCCUCCAACUUGAAACAGAUUAUUAAAAGCAUGCUAAGGAAAAGCCCUGAACACAGACCAACAACUGCGGAGUUGUUAAGGCAUCAACAUUUGCAACCAUACCUCCUUCGCUGCCGCAACCCUUCAUCUGCUUUUCUUCCAGUGAAGUCCCCAAACAGCCCAAAGGAAAAAACAAAGCAAUCACCUGGAAAAUCUGGCAGUCCUAGAUUCAUAAAAGACAGACCUCUAAGGCUAAAAGAGAAGGUUCCUGUUUUUAACUUUGAUGAAAGUGACAAACCUCUAAGGCUAAAAGAGAAGGUCCCCGUUAUUUACUUUGAUGAAAGUGACAACAUUCGGCCACGAAAUUUAUCAGACAACUAUGACACUUUUAAAGCCAAACUCGAGACUAAGAGAGUUGAUCCCACUAGCUACUCAACAAAGAUCUUUGUAAAUGGUGCGGAUUCUAAAUGUUGGGACACUAGUGAGGAAGCUAUUUGCAACGGAGACGGUCUAUCCGACUCUCUAUUGCAAGAAGGAAGUACAAAUACGCCAGAAUCUUCAAGAUUCAUGGCAAACACUGAGCAAGUUUCUGUUGAGCAUUUUCAACAAUUUGAAGAAGGUGACGGGGAGAGUGACAAAACAAAAGACCUUGAGGUGUUGAGCACUCCAAGUGGCAGUGGAGAAGCAGACCUGAAUGAACUAGAUUGCAUCUCCGAAAAGCCGAGCAGAGUGAUUUCGUCUAGUGGAAGCUCCACUGAGAAAACACGGUCCUUUGACGAAGAGAGCACUUCAUCGACUACGCAACCUGCAAAAUCUGAUACUGAUGCUGAACUAAGGUGUCAUGCAUCUGAAACUGAAAACGUUGGCGAGUUCAAAGAAGUUGAUGAUGACUGCAAUGCUUCUGAAAGAAAUGGUUCAACCCCACUUAAAGAUGACAUAGAAAAGAAAGGAAAUAUGGUUGAAGAUGCUAAACAGACCGAUAAAGAUGCUCUUCAAGCACUAGAUGAUAGGGUUUCACUGCUUAAGGCGCUAGCUGCAUUAGCUGAGCACAAAAAUGACUGGGAAAAUCCCACUCAACAAAGAGCUGAAGCUCUGGAAUCCCUUUUAGAGGUUUGUGCACGACUACUUAAGCAGGAAAAAAUUGAUGAGCUUGCUGGUGUGCUAAAACCAUUUGGCGAUGAUGUAAUUUCAUCUAGAGAGACGGCAAUAUGGUUGACUAAAAGCCUCAUGAGUGCACAAAAAUUGGCCAAGGGAUCGUGAUUUUGUGAUAGCAAGCUUUCCCUUUACUGGAAUAUUACUGUACAAAUCGAUUUGUUUGCUUUCUGUGGGUUGACAUAGAUGUUUAGCUUGACUGUUGUUUGAUUUCCUUCUAAAUGAUUUGAUUUAUGAGAAAGCUCACUUUGAUUGUAUUUUUCAUCACAGGAGCUUCUCUGGUGUGUAACAUGAGCAACCAAAGUGAGAACUAAGUUAUUUUAGGCUUGAUGGAUUGAGGUUUCCUUAGUUUGAGUGUUUAAUUGUAGGACAUCUGAUGGAAUUGUGAAGAUCUUAAACUACUCUUGGCUUGGUUUGUUAA
Nicotiana tabacum (common tobacco) is the source of this 2646-nucleotide messenger RNA. RefSeq names its product serine/threonine-protein kinase Nek6. Gene Ontology annotation, molecular function: ATP binding; protein serine/threonine kinase activity. Lineage: Eukaryota; Viridiplantae; Streptophyta; Magnoliopsida; Solanales; Solanaceae. Gene Ontology annotation, biological process: microtubule-based process; protein phosphorylation. Gene Ontology annotation, cellular component: cortical microtubule. The record is from RefSeq and is a predicted model, not a curated record.